GCCCACGUGACGCUCUGAACCCAGUCCAGCCCAUCUCUGUCCCGCGCCUGCCCUUGGCGGCGGAACCAGUGGCACGCGCCCCACCCGAGCGCACCUCGGAAAUCACAGUGUGGGGAGACAAUGUUGUUCAGCUGGUGGCGUGGCGUGAGAACCGAAGCAAACAAAACGAAGGGGCAAAACCUCAAAAUCUCAAAAAAGCACAAACCACUAGACAUGGCCCAACCUAGAAGGUAGACGGACCUCAACGGCAUCAUCGGUACAUCUGGCCAAUCUAGCCGCAUCGGCAAACUCUCAUCACCAACCAUUAUUGCUAGGCAGACAACCAAAAAAAAAAAAAACCAAACAGGGACCGCGCAAACAAGAACAGCCACCAACAAAAAAAAUGGAUGGCCCUCCACGGCGCCCGCGCCAGGCCGUUCACCGCUUCUCACUCGGGCAGCUCGUCGCAGUCCCCAUCCUGCUCGCCAUCCUCACCGCUGCGACCAUGUUCCUCUACAGCGACACGAACAUGUACAUGCUGCUCAGCCAAUGCCACGCGCGAUCGCGCAUACGCUGGCUGUCACGCGUCCCGGUAAUCGGGGUCCCACUAUGCUUUCUCACGAGCUUCUUCGUGGAGGCGUUGGGGGCGCCGGCGCGAUCACCGGGCGCGCUGGGCGCGGUGCUGAGCUUUGUCGGCGCGCUGCUGACGGCAGCCACCGUCGAGGCCGCGCGCAUCUGCAACGCGCCCAGCGUGCUGAUUGCGAACCCGACAGGGCCGUGGCUCGUGUUUAAUCUUGUCGGCGGGGCCGUCGUGUGGCAGCUGGUCAUCCUGCCGGCGUUCUUGCACCGCAGCAGAGAGAUUAUCGAGGCGCGCGGCCGACAGGGGUACAGGCCCGCGGCGGCGGAGCCGGCCGGGCCGGAGGAUCCAACGCUUGGCGAGGCGCAUCGGCAUCUGGCGAGGGUGGCCGAGGUGGUUGCGAUUCCCGUGGCAGUGACCGUGGGGUACGUGGUGCCGUCGGUGGUGAUGGUGGUGCUGGACGAGCCCGUGUCGGCGUUUGUGUGGCUGUUUUUCCCUGUUUAUGUGUCGCUGGUGCGGCAGGCGGUGCGCAAGGCCGUGGUGGUGCUGCUGCGCGACGAGUGGUGGCGCGCUAGCUUCCACCUCGAGUCUAGCAGGCUGGCGCUGGCGGGCGUGUAUGCGGUUCCGAUCGUGUGCUCGGUGCUGUCGCAGGGGCUGCUGGUAUGGAGCCUGCUGCAGCCCGACGACCGCAAGGAGAUGACGCGCUCGACGAUCCGCUUCAUCGUCAUCGACGCCUUCUUCAUCGGGCUGACAGUGCUAUAUUGGGUCUUGGUUGAGGCCGGGUGGCGGGUGGCGCUGGUCAUGGCUGGCACUUCGGUCGUGCUGGGGCCCGGCGCCGGGGUCUGCAUCGGGUGGAUCUACCGGGAGCGCGCCGUCGAUCUGGACCGGACCGUGACGGUUGUAGCCGUAGGUGCGCAGAGUAGCAGGAGGUUCGGCAGUCCCUCGGAAGAGACGCCGCUCCUGCGGUGAAAACGCUGAUUAUUGUCUUGUCUUGUACAUAUACAUCUAUCUUGUUGACCCUAGCGAACAGACGAGCAUCACCACUAGGCACAAUUAAUUGUAAUUAUCGUCAUUGCACUGG
This is a messenger RNA of Lasiosphaeria miniovina, 1637 nucleotides long. RefSeq lists its product as uncharacterized. Bases 383 to 1525 code for a protein of 380 amino acids. The transcript has a single exon. NCBI's taxonomy places the organism in Eukaryota, Fungi, Ascomycota, Sordariomycetes, Sordariales, Lasiosphaeriaceae. The record is from RefSeq and is a predicted model, not a curated record.